AUGAAGUUCCUCACGUCGAUUUUGGGAUCGGAAAAAGACCGUGCAGCGAAGAAGCGUCGAAGUCUCGAAGUGAAUCUUCAUCGCCUUGAAGAGAAGGCGUUUCUUCUGGAGAUGGAACUCGAGGAGACACGUCGACAGAAAGAGAAAGUGAUGAAAGAGUUGCGAAACGGUGUUCCCGUCCGCCACGUGUCAACUGUCAGCUUCUCGUCAUCAACGGAUUUCUCAUUCAAUACUACUGAUUCUUCUAAUAAUGUCACCGAUCGCUACGUGGGACUGCCGAUCGAUACGAGCACGCCGAAAGAGAUUCCAGAACUGCAAAAAUCACCAGCCGACUCGAAAUCCAUUCAAUUUGACGAGGAAGAGGAGGAACGUGCAAAAUGGUUCCGUGAUCAUCGUCAUCUUCAGAAUCUCGAAAAUGCAAUGAAUUCCGAUGCAGGAGCGUCGACGUCUUCUGAGAAAUUCAUCGAAAAAUACUAA
This is a messenger RNA of Caenorhabditis remanei, 477 nucleotides long. RefSeq lists its product as uncharacterized. The record is from RefSeq and is a predicted model, not a curated record. NCBI's taxonomy places the organism in Eukaryota, Metazoa, Nematoda, Chromadorea, Rhabditida, Rhabditidae. Bases 1 to 477 code for a protein of 158 amino acids. The transcript is spliced from 5 exons.